AUGUUAAUAUCUUUUGAUGUGACUAAUGAGAAAUUUGAGACGAUAGACCUUCCGGAUAGUUUAGCUUGCCAUAAUAUCAUGGACUUGCAUAUAUCUAAGAUAAGGGACUCACUUGCCAUGCUUCAAAAAAGGGAGAACAUCUAUACUGUAUGGAUGAUGGAGCAUAGUGUUCAAAGAUCAUUUACAAAGCUAUUCAGUAUAGAGACACGGCAUCAUAUAGUGGGGUUUAGGGAGAGUGGCAUACCUAUAUUGCAAGUGACAGAUAAUCGUCCUGAUGAUUACGAGGUGAAGUAUAAAAUUGUUGUUUAUGAGCCCAACUUAGAACACAACAACGUUCUUGAGACUUCUGUAUCAUGUUGCUGCUUCGAAAUGCAUUCCUACAUGGAAACACUACUUUUGCUUGGUUGGCCUGGCUGGAAAAGUUAUUGA
Lactuca virosa is the source of this 429-nucleotide messenger RNA. The record is from the annotation of a GenBank genome assembly. Lineage: Eukaryota; Viridiplantae; Streptophyta; Magnoliopsida; Asterales; Asteraceae.